UUAAUAGAAGACAGUGAAUCAUAUGAUUUUAGUGAUAGUUUAACACAAGUUGUUUCAUCUGUAGAGGAAACACAUGAGACAAUCAGUCCACCACAAAUGAUUACAAAUAAAAAACUUAUAACUUCAUUAAAUGGAAUUGAUUAUUUUUUGGAAUAUCAUACAAUAUUUGCUGCAAUUGCAGAGCUGCUUGAAAAUGAAUUAAUUGCUAGUGUAUGCAAAUUUGAUUACCAAGAAAAGAAUAUUUAUGAA
Molecule: messenger RNA, 249 nt
Organism: Entrophospora candida
Lineage: Eukaryota; Fungi; Glomeromycota; Glomeromycetes; Entrophosporales; Entrophosporaceae
Source: the annotation of a GenBank genome assembly